Messenger RNA from Vanessa atalanta (red admiral), 1581 nucleotides. RefSeq names its product proline-rich protein 4 (gene CPG24). The record is from RefSeq and is a predicted model, not a curated record. NCBI's taxonomy places the organism in Eukaryota, Metazoa, Arthropoda, Insecta, Lepidoptera, Nymphalidae. Bases 44 to 1231 code for a protein of 395 amino acids. The transcript is spliced from 2 exons.
GCACAGACAACCAGUCUUCGGCAAUCGGCACGAAGACAUCAACAUGAAGUUCACGGUUGUGUUAGUAGCCUCAUUGGCCGUGGUGGCCUUUGCCAGCGAGGAGAAAGGCACACAGAAGGCGGCAGCCGAAGAGAAGAAACAAGAUAAACGAGGAAUUUACGACACCGGAUCCUACGGUGGUAGCUACGAAUUGGGCAAUGGCGGUCACGGUUACGGCGGCGGUGACGGUGGUCACAGUUUUGGAGGUGACGGUGGUCACAGCUUUGGCGGAGACUUCGGUGGCCACCAGCUGAGCUUUGGUCAAGGUGGUCAUGGAGGCCAGAGCUCUGGACAAAGCUAUGAAAGCUACGGUAAUGGUGGUUCCGAAUUCGGUGGAUACUCUGGCGACUCUUGGAAGCCCAUUUCUAACGAUCAUGGUCAUCACCACGUCAAAACCAUCGAAGUGAUCAAGAAAGUCCCCGUCCCAUACACCGUUGAGAAGCAUGUUCCCUACACUGUCGAGAAGAAAGUUCCCUAUGAAGUGAAAGUGCCUUAUCCUCAGCCCUACACCGUUGAAAAGAAGGUCCCAGUCACUGUCAAGGAAUACGUGAAAUACCCAGUUCAUGUUCCCGAGCCCUAUGUUGUAGAGAAGAAAGUGCCUUAUGAAGUUAAGGUUCAUGUCGACAAGCCUUACGAAGUUAAGAUCAAGGUACCCACUCCUUACACCGUAGAAAAGAAAGUGCCUUAUGAAGUCAAGGUUCCCGUACCUCAACCCUACACUGUUGAAAAGAAGGUGCCUUACCCAGUCAAAUAUGAAGUGAAAGUACCCCAGCCCUACGAAGUUGUCAAGAAGGUGCCUUAUGAAGUCAAAGUACCAGUCGACAAGCCUUACCACGUAUACGUGCCCAAGCCCUACCCCGUGACAGUCGAAAAGCCUUACCCAGUGACAGUACACAAGCCAGUACCUUACGAAGUCAAGGUCCCAGUUGACAAGCCCUACAAGGUCGAAGUUGAGAAACCUUACCCAGUCCCAGUGAAAGUGCCAAUCCCCAAGCCUUAUGACGUGUACAAAAAGAUCCCAUACACUGUCGAGAAGAAGGUGCCUUAUGAAGUAAAAGUACCCAUUGACAAGCCUUACCCCGUCUACAAAGAAGUCCAAGUACCAUUAGUCAAAGAGGUUCCAUACCCCGUAAAGGUUCACGUUCCCAUUUACCUCAAGAAAGAGGAGGAGCAUCACCAUGGUUGGCACUAAUUUACAAACCUAGCGUAUAGGUUUCACACCAGUACCUUAUAGGCUAAGUUCGAAUUGUGAUCAUUUAGUAUUCGUAGUGUAACUAUAAAAUUUUAAAUUGUGCUGGCUUAGUAACACUGAGCUGGUAACAACGAGAUUGUUUGUGAUGUGAUUGAAAUUGUUUUGCCUGCUAUUUCCAUGUUUUCAAAUUGCUGUCGCAUAGCAUUGCUCUUGAGUGUGCGAUGCUCUAACAAUGAGUAUACGAUAUCUAAUGAUUCAUCUGUUGUUACUUGUUUUUCUUUUCGUAUAAUGUGCUUGUUAUAUAUAUUUGUGAAAGAUUGCCUUUUGCAAGAAACUUAUGUUGAGGCUGA